CCGCCCCCUAGCCGCUCCUCCCCGCCCGGUGACUACAAGCCCCAUCCUGCCCUGCGCUCAUGCACAUUACGCCAGAGCAAGAUGGCCGACGCGGCGGCCACUGCCGGGGCUGGCAGCUCCGGAACGAGAUCAGGAAGUAAACAGUCCACUAACCCUGCUGAUAACUACCAUCUGGCCCGAAGGCGAACCCUGCAAGUGGUUGUGAGCUCCCUGCUGACAGAGGCAGGGUUUGAGAGUGCUGAGAAAGCAUCUGUGGAAACAUUGACAGAGAUGCUGCAGAGCUACAUUUCAGAAAUUGGGAGGAGUGCCAAGUCUUACUGUGAGCACACAGCCAGGACGCAGCCCACACUGUCAGAUAUUGUGGUCACACUUGUCGAGAUGGGUUUCAAUGUGGACACUCUCCCUGCUUAUGCAAAACGGUCUCAGAGGAUGGUCAUCACUGCCCCUCCAGUGACCAAUCAGCCGGUGACCCCCAAGGCCCUCACUGCAGGACAGAACCGACCCCACCCGCCACACAUCCCCAGCCAUUUUCCCGAGUUCCCCGACCCCCACACCUACAUCAAAACUCCGACGUACCGUGAGCCUGUGUCGGACUACCAGGUCCUGCGGGAGAAGGCCGCGUCCCAGAGACGAGACGUGGAGCGGGCACUCACUCGUUUUAUGGCCAAGACCGGCGAGACCCAGAGUCUUUUCAAAGAUGACGUCAGCACGUUUCCCUUGAUUGCUGCCAGGCCUUUCACCAUCCCCUACCUGACCGCUCUUCUUCCGUCUGAGCUGGAGAUGCAACAAAUGGAGGAGACGGAUUCCUCGGAGCAGGACGAGCAGACAGACACAGAGAACCUCCCUCUUCACAUCAACACGGAUGAUUCUGGAGCCGAGAAGGAGAACACCUCUGUCCUGCAGCAGAACCCUUCCUUGUCGGGGAGCCGGAACGGGGAGGAGAACAUCAUCGAUAACCCCUAUCUGCGGCCUGUGAAGAAACCCAAGAUCCGCAGGAAGAAAACCUCCUUACUUCUCACCUCACCUGGGCUCCACGUGCCCCGUAGAGCUGAUCGAAGGUUGACUUUCCCUCCUUUAACAUGUUGGAAACAGGAGGCCCACCCGUCGCAGCCUCAGUCUGGGGCCGGCAGGAGUCAGGAGGCAUAAGCAGAUGCGUGUGGAGUAGAAUGAAAGGCAGUACUGACUCUCAUCGGCAUCUGAUGAAAGCUCCCUAAAGCAGGGCAGCACCCUCUCCUGAGGGGUUUAUCAUUUACUGUCCCUCUGUGGACCAUGUGCUUGGAAACAACCAAGUUCUGCCCCAUCCUGGGAAAAGAGAUUUUCUUUGACAAGAGCCUACAUCAGUGGAUAUAUUAUGCUGUGAUUUGAUGGAGGAAUCACUGGUUUUAUGCAGUAGGAAAAGGAUUUGCUGGGGGGUGGGAGGUGGCGGGGAUGAGAUUUUGAAGGCCGGGCUUAGCCUCAUGUUCUGAAAGCUGAGAAACCUGUUUGGUCUGCUGGAAGUUGGCAUGGAUGGAAGGCCACGUGCCCACCUAUACCUUGCAGAAGUGGGCCAAGAAGAGCCUGCAGGUCUGAAUCUGUCCAGCCUCUUUGCCUCUUUAUCCUUUUUUGCCCUACAAACCAAAAAAGAAAGAUGCUGGGCAAGCUGGUACCUUUUGACUGUUCUCCAGAGGAAGAGGUUGUAAAACCAAUUUGGAGGAAGAGAAAUGCCAGUGACACCUGGAGGUUAACACAGGGUAAAGGAGGAGAAUCCUGGGUUAGUGUCCUAAGGUCCAUACUGAGCUCUUCUGAUACUCGGCUUCCACAGUCAUCUCUUAACCUUCCGUCCUCUUGGUGAAUUUGAAAACUCGAAAAUCCUGGUGACUUGACAGCAGGCUCCACGCUCCUCUGGCCUCACUGUUCUCUCAGCAUUUCAUCCCACUGGCUGGAAGGAAAGUGCUGCUCGUCAGCACCUGAAGAGAGGAUACUGAGUGAGAAAAUCGGAUUCCCCAGCUCUGCACCAAAUAAGAGUUCUUCCGGUUUGUAGUGACCUGAGACUCCUCCAGUUGAAAGUAGUCAGAUCGGGCCUCUGCUGACCCCCUCUGAGCUUGUCAGUUGGCUCUUGGUGAUUCUUGGCCUGUUGAGUUUAAAUAUAGCUCCAGGUUUGAGCCAGGGCUGAAACUUUCCCGGCUUGCUGUUCUCACCCGCUCCCAGGAGCAGCAAUUCCUCCUGCUAGUGUCCCAAACAAGCACCUGUUGAGUGCUGUAACACUAAGGCAUGAGGUGGGAUUUGGAAAAGAAUUUCCCUUUCUGCUGUUGAGAUUUCAGAGGCCUUGCUGCUGUAAUUCAGUUCUGCGUGAGACACUGGGAGAUGGUCGGACAACCUGAAACAUUGACCUGACUAUCGUGUAAAAACUGUGCAUAAUCCUCAAUGGAUAUUUAUAAGUUUUUAUUUUUUAUAACUUUGGGGGAAUCGUGGAGGGAAAAAGUAGUCAACAGAACCAGAUUAAGCAUGUGAUUUAUGAGCUCUUAAUAAAAGUUCAUAAUAAAAACUUUGUAAAUGAAACAGAAUUAUAAGCUUUGAACUUAAUUUGUAUGCAAAUGUUAUAGCAGUGAGUAAAGCUGUAUACCAAUAAGUAAGGCUUAGCCCUUAUGUUGGACAGAGUACCCUUUUCAACUGUCUAAAACUUUUUUUAUUUUGGAAGUCUGCAAACACAAAACUAGGGAGGAAAGUAUAUAUACUUUCCCUAUGUAUUCUUCACCCAACUUCAACACCUAUCAACAUCUUUUCUGUUUCAUCUAUUUCUUCUACUUUUUUCUUUUAUUUUUUAUUCCUAGAGUAUAUUUUAAAACAAAUCUAAGAGCUAUGUCAUGUAAUCUGUAAAUAUGUUGUUAUGCAUCUGAUAGACUUUUUAAAGUUUUUUUUGAGGUAAUUAUAGAUUGAGGAUGUUGCCCAAAAAAAAAAAUGUUCAGGAAGGUCCCAUGUACCCUUCACCCAGUUCCUUCAUUGGUAGCAUCUUGAAUAACUGUAGUAUAAUACCAAAGCCAGGAAAACGACAUUGGUACAAUCCACAGGGCUUAUUCACAUUCCACCAUUUUGUGUGUGUGUGUGUGUGUGUGUGUGUGUGUGUAGCUCUAUGCAAUUUUGUCAUGUGUACAUUCACAAUCAAGGUAUAGAACAUUGUGAGGGGGAGGGAUAAAUUGGGAGAUUGAGACAUAUACACACUAUACUAUAUAUAAAAUAGGUAACUAAUUAAGGCCUACUGUAUAUAGCAUAGGGAAGUCUACUCAAUAUGCUGUAAUGACCUAUAUGGGAAAAGAAUCUUAAAAAGAGUGGAUAUAUGUAUAUGUAUAACUGAUUCAUUUUACAGCAGAAACUAACACAACAUUGUAGGGACUUCCCUGGUGAUCCAGUGGUUAAGAAUCCGCCUUCCAAUGCAGGGGAUGCGGGUUUGAUCCCUGGUCGGGAAACUAGGAUCACACACGCUGCAGGGCAACUAAGCGCGCGCGCCACAACUACUGAGCUCACAUGCCUCAACAAGAGAGCCUGCGUGCCGCAAACUACAGAGCCCAUGCACCCUGGAGCCUGCACGCCACAACUAGAGAGAAGCCUGCACACCACAAUGAAGAGCCCGCACCGCAAUGAAAGAUCCCAUGUGCAGCAACUAAGACCCGACGCAGUCAAAAAAAUAAAGAAAAUAAAUAUUUUUAUAAAAGAACAAUGUAGCAGAUAAACUUAUUUAAAAAAACUAACAACAUUGUAACUAUACUCCAAUAAAAAUUAAAAUAUAUAUAGAACAUUUCCAUAACCACAAGGUUCCUUCAUGCUGUCUCCUUAUAACCACAUCCACCUCUCACCUCUUCUCCAUCCCUACCCCCUGGCAGCCACUGCUCUGUUCUCCAUCUCUAUAAUUUUAUUUAAAAAAUAUUAUAUAAAUGGAAUCAAAGUUUGUGACCUUUUGAAGUUGGCUUUUUUCACUUAGCAUAAGCGAGUGAGAGCCAUCCAGGUGGUUGUGUGUGUCAGUAGUUCCUUUCUUUUUAUUGCUGAGUAGUAUCCCAAGUAUGGAUGUACCAUGUCUGUUUAACCACUCACACAAGGAGGGACAUCUAGGCUGUUUCCAGUUUGGGGCUAUUACGAAUAAAGCAGCUAUAGACAUCUGUGUAUAGGUUUUUAUGUAAACAUAAGUUUUCAUUUCUCUGGAAUAAAUGCCCAAGAAUGCA
Messenger RNA from Orcinus orca (killer whale), 4193 nucleotides. It is a transcript of the gene TAF8, whose product is annotated as TATA-box binding protein associated factor 8. The coding region runs from base 82 to 1146 and encodes 354 amino acids. Gene Ontology annotation, molecular function: protein heterodimerization activity. NCBI's taxonomy places the organism in Eukaryota, Metazoa, Chordata, Mammalia, Artiodactyla, Delphinidae. The transcript has 9 exons. Gene Ontology annotation, cellular component: transcription factor TFIID complex. The record is from RefSeq and is a predicted model, not a curated record. Gene Ontology annotation, biological process: transcription initiation at RNA polymerase II promoter.